Molecule: messenger RNA, 537 nt
Organism: Guyanagaster necrorhizus
Lineage: Eukaryota; Fungi; Basidiomycota; Agaricomycetes; Agaricales; Physalacriaceae
Product: cytochrome P450
Exons: 2
Coding region: 1-537 (178 amino acids)
Molecular function (GO): oxidoreductase activity, acting on paired donors, with incorporation or reduction of molecular oxygen; heme binding; monooxygenase activity
Source: RefSeq, a predicted model, not a curated record
AUGGAUAACCUCGUUUCACUUUUCCUCGAGAUCCUUGAAGAGAAAAGGGGACGGCCUGGCAAUGACUUUCUCACCUACUUGAUUCAGACUCCAGGCAUGACGGAAGCUGAAUAUCGAGACAGUAUCGUUACUCUCUUUAUGGCUGGCCAUGAUACAACUGCAGGCGCACUUUCAAGCUUGAUCUUUUACUUUGCAUCUUUCCCGUCAUAUCAGACUCGAGCUCGGGAUGAAGGUCUGAGCAUCCUAGGACCCGACAGUCACCCAAACAUCCCGGAUUUCGAGAAAAUGCCUUUCCUGAAGGCAUGCAUUCGGGAAUCCAUGUGCAUUAACAGCCCGUCGACAGCGACCAUUUCCCGAGUCUCCGCUGAGACCCUGCAUAUUGGUGGUUAUGCUUUGCCCGCAGGCAUACCAAUCGUCCUUAAUAUCCACGCCGUCUUGCAUAACAGUCAGACAUGGAAAGACCCGGAUGCGUUCAAUCCAGAACGCUUCAUCAGUGCCAACAGCACUGACGAUGGGAAAUGGAUGCCCUGCGCGUAA